Arachis stenosperma is the source of this 1278-nucleotide messenger RNA. RefSeq lists its product as uncharacterized. The record is from RefSeq and is a predicted model, not a curated record. The coding region runs from base 1 to 1278 and encodes 425 amino acids. The transcript is spliced from 2 exons. NCBI's taxonomy places the organism in Eukaryota, Viridiplantae, Streptophyta, Magnoliopsida, Fabales, Fabaceae.
AUGUGCUUCAACCUAAAGAAUGUCAUAGAGAAACUGGCAAGAGAUGGGCAACUAGAUUGGGACCUAGCUAAUAAAGCGGAUGAACCAAGAAAAAGUAGAAGGGAUGAAGAGGUCGGACGAGUUAAACGCUCACCUCACACCCCUAAGAGACAUGUCAAUAUGAUAAAUGGGGGAUUCGCAGGAGGAAGGAUCUCUAAAUCAUCUCGCAAAGGAUACCUUAAAGAGGUAUAUCAUGUUGGAGAAGGGGAUAGGUCACCCGACCUCCCCACUAUUAUCUUUACCCAAGAAGAUGCAACAAGCAUCAUCCCAGGGCAUAAUGAUCCCAUGGUUAUUACCAUCAUACUCGCCAACGCUAACCUCCAUCGAAUGUUGGUAGACCAAUGGAGCUCUGGAGAUAUCUUGUUCAAAUCAGCCUUCGACAAACUCGGCCUACAAGAAAAAGAGCUCAGAGCAUACUGGAAUAGCUUAUUCGGACUGGGGGACACCCGAAUUCAAACACUAGGAUACAUCUUACUGCAUACAACCUUUGGAAAGGGAACUCUAUCAAGGACAUUGAGCAUAGAUUACAUUGUAGUCGACGUGAGCUCAGCUUAUAAUGCCCUAGUAGGUCGAACAACGCUGAACCAACUUACCGCUGGCAACCCUAGAGGAGAGGAAAUCAACACCAUCGAAUUCGGGGGAGUUCGAGUUCAUGAAGAACUUUGUCCACAGCCUGAAGGUGAGACCGAAGAGGUUCAGAUCAGGGAUGCCCAGAAUAAAAUAACAAAUAUAGGGGCAACUUUAAAGAGAGACUUAAAGGAACCGCUGAUACAGUUCCUAAUGGAUAAUGCUGAUCUCUUUGCAUGGAAUGCCGCAGACAUGCCCGAUAUAGAUCCCAAGUUAAUGUGCUAUAAACUAGCAGUAUAUCCCGGAUCUCGGCCAGUACAACAGAAGCGUAGGAAGCUCGGCCCAGAAAGGACCCAAGCUGUAGAAGAACAGGUACAAGCCUUGCUUGAGGCAGGGUUCAUAAGGGAGGUCAAGUACCCGUUAUGGCUACCCGACGUUGUCUUUGUAAAAAAGUCAAACGGCAAGUGGAGAAUGUGUACCAACUACACUGACCUCAAUAAGACUUGUCCAAAAGAUCCCUACCCGCUCCUGAAUAUAGACACUCUAGUGGAUGCCUCUUCUAAAUACAAGUACAUUUCCUUCACGGAUGCCUAUUCAGGAUACAACCAAAUCCCAAUGUACCCAUCCGAUCAAGAGAAGACCUCGUUCCUAAUCCCAAAAGCAACCUAUUAG